AUGCCAGUGAUCGUGCUCAACAUCAACCAGGGCUCUGAUGGCGAUGGCCGCCGCCGACCAAAGACCGACGACUAUACCCGCAAUGACGACCACUGGCUGGAUCGCAUGGGCGAGGUAUGGGCAAAGCAUCAGCAUAUCGCUCAACCAGGCAACACGUACAGACUCGACCGGCUACCUGAUGGCUACGGAGGCUAUGAGAGGCGACGUGGCGAUAGCAAACAUGUCGACCGCUACGUCCAUGGCCAUAUUCGAGGUCCUGCCCGUUCAGUACCGGACUUCACUGAACAUUUUCUCCACUUGAUGGAUUAUGGCAACGCUGUUGCAUGCACGUGUAAGCUGUGCUACGGCGGCAGCAGAAGUACCAACAAGAUGAUAAGUGGCGCACAAUCCGUAGCCGGUACACACUUUCCUCAGCCGAAGAAAAGCGUUGGUCGACCUCCGAACGCAAAGCCAGUUCCUUAUCAAUAUCCGCACGAUCAACAGCCUCCACCACAGAUUCGUCAGCGUCAGGUGGACGAGGAAGGCACGCCCGACGCUCUACGUCAGCUUCUCGACAAGCUCAAGGCUGCUGGCGAAGAAGGCAAGGUCGAUGAGCGCAUCAUUGAGAGCAUGUCACCAGACUGGAGAGCAGGUCACUCAAUGCUUAUGCAAAGUCUGAAGGAGUGCGCGGAACUGCCAGGCUACAUGCCUCGUGCUGGUGAGCUCGUGCUGUUCGUGCGCAAUCUCAGCGUUGAUGAUAGCCUGGGCUGGGACGAAGCAAAACGUACAUGGCGAGUCAUCAAUGGGGGAGUGUGGGCUGAAACGCCUCUAUGGGAAGCUGGUGUAGUGGCACAGCUACCCACAGAGCCGAUCAGUGCGAGAGAUCUGCUUGGUGUGCCUGAAGAUAAGCAAAAGAGUGUGAUUGAAGCUGGUUUCCGGAUCGAGCCCAUGUCUCAACCUAACAGCAUGACCAAGACCCUCACAAAGCAACACAAGUACGUACAUCUACAUGCUAUUCGCCCUCUGGCUUCAUGGAAGGACUGCAUGGGGUCUUUGGCAGAAGCCGAUUGGCAUGCAACUGUGCGCAAUGCUUUGAUGGCAGUCUCAUCGUUCUGCGUGCUUGGCAGAUAUCAUUUCAAGGGCGCUUGGCCAGAAGCAACCAUCUUCGCGCAUGGCAUAUACAUUGGUGCCGAACUUCUGUGUAUCGGAGACACUGUCCGCUUGCAGCACAAGGGCCCGCAGCCAGACAUCGCAUCCGAAGUUAUGAUUAUCACUGCCAUCAAGAUUCGCAUUGUCAACCUCGACGAGGCGAAUGAUGACGACCAGGAUAGUGGCUUGCCAUACGCAACCUGCACGCAUGUCAGUGGUCGAGCAUUCACUCGUGACCCGAGGAGAAGCUUCGACGGAAUUGGUAAAGUCCCAAUACCCCAGGACUCCCCAAACUUGCCAGCUCCUCUGACAGGUUCUGGAACAUGGUAUCAUAUCAGCGAUCCGAAGAAGUCGAAGGCACGCCUCGAAGUACCUUUCCAACGAGUAGCAGGCCGUUGGUUCGAGAGCGUUGCCACGAAGGCAUGGUAUACGCCACCAAAGAACGCAGCCCCACCUUCGGCCUUUCAAGCCGUCAACGCACGCCCUGCAAUCAAGGUCAACGACAAUGAUAUGCCUUCAGAUGUCUCCUUCUCGCUUGCUGAAAUUCUCGAAGCGCGCACGUUCAGUCAAAACCACGAUUCACGCAUUGACAGAGCUAACGGUAAGACUUGGUUCUGGGCUGAUACGAGAGUACAGCAGCUCGAUCUGCAUGAGAUUAAUGGAACUUACGUUGGCGUGAAAGAUGACACUAGAUCGAAGGAGCAGAUGAGUGACUGGCGAAAGGCACUCAAGGCACUGGAUGGGAGGCAAGGCGGGAUCGAGGAAUAUCAUGCUGCGAGAGAGCAGCGUGAGCUGGCGCAGGCGAAGAGGAAGAGUGAAUUGGCCGCUUCAGAAUCUGGGCUAGUGGCUGGUGGUGUGCAGACAAUGGGUGAGCAGUCGAGCGGCGGUGACGAGGAUGAAACACAGGAGGACGAAAUAGACGAGGCGGCAGGAGGUGAGGCGAUGGAGGUCGAUGUGAUUGUGCCAGUGGCCCCGGCGGCUCGGAUGGAUAUUGAUGAUGACGACGAGGAUAGCGAGAGUGCUGGAGAUGCAUUGGCUGCUUUCAAGGCUGCUCCGACCGCCAGGAAGAUUCCUGAAGUGAUCGAAUUAGAUGACGAUGAUGAUUGA
Recurvomyces mirabilis is the source of this 2235-nucleotide messenger RNA. RefSeq lists its product as uncharacterized. The transcript is spliced from 2 exons. Gene Ontology annotation, biological process: silent mating-type cassette heterochromatin formation. Lineage: Eukaryota; Fungi; Ascomycota; Dothideomycetes; Mycosphaerellales; Teratosphaeriaceae. The record is from RefSeq and is a predicted model, not a curated record. Gene Ontology annotation, cellular component: SHREC complex; mating-type region heterochromatin; rDNA heterochromatin. Bases 1 to 2235 code for a protein of 744 amino acids.